Messenger RNA from Brassica napus (rape), 2593 nucleotides. RefSeq lists its product as uncharacterized. NCBI's taxonomy places the organism in Eukaryota, Viridiplantae, Streptophyta, Magnoliopsida, Brassicales, Brassicaceae. Gene Ontology annotation, biological process: DNA integration. Gene Ontology annotation, molecular function: nucleic acid binding. The transcript is spliced from 3 exons. The coding region runs from base 1 to 1338 and encodes 445 amino acids. The record is from RefSeq and is a predicted model, not a curated record.
AUGAGGAUUGCGAUCAGUGGAGAUGUUGAUUCUACACUCCACCGCCACCACCACCUCGACCGCCACCUCCCUUCCAACCUCCACCCUGGCCACCGCCUCCCUUCCAACCUCCACCCUGGCCACCGCCUCCCUUCCAACCUCCACCCUGGCCACCGCCUCCCUUCCAACCUCCACCCUGGCCACCGCCUCCCUUCCAACCUCCGCCAUGGCCACCGCCUCCCUUCCAACCUCCGCCCUGGCCACCGCCUCCCUUCCAACCUCCACCCUGGCCACCGCCUCCCUUCCAACCUCCACCCUGGCCACCGCCUCCCUUCCAACCUCCACCCUGGCCACCGCCUCCCUUCCAUCCUCCGCCAUGGCCACCGCCUCCCUUCCAACCUCCGCCCUGGCCACCGCCUCCCUUCCAACCUCCACCCUGGCCACCGCCUCCCUUCCAACCUCCACCCUGGCCACCGCCUCCCUUCCAACCUCCACCCUGGCCACCGCCUCCCUUCCAACCUCCGCCCUGGCCACCGCCUCCCUUCCAACCUCCACCCUGGCCACCGCCUCCUCCUCCUCCUCCUCCUCCUCGGUUAUCAACUUCAUAAUUGGUUUCCUUCUCUUCUUCAACGACUGCCUCAGCGGCAGCUUCUCCUUUUCCUUCCACGGACCGCACUAAGGACACUGAUUGGAGCGGGUGAACGAGAGGGAGAAGGACUGUAUUUAUUCCGAGGUUUAGAGACUGCAACUGCCUUCAAUAUGUCAACAACCGAUGAAGGUAUCUUGUGGCAUCAACGUCUCGGACAUCUAUCUCCUCGCAUCGUCAAUUUACUUCCUGGUGUUAAACUUAAGUCUAGUCUUGCGCUUUGUCUAUCUAGCUGUGAUGUUUGCCUUCGGUCAAAGCAAACACGAAAUUCGUUUUCAGAGAGUUAUAAUAAAGCAUCUUCUUCUUUUGAGCUAAUCCAUUGUGACCUCUGGGGUCCAUAUCGCACUUCAGCAUUUUGUGGUUCCAAAUAUUUCCUAACAAUCGUUGAUGAUUACUCAAGAGCUGUCUGGCUUUAUCUACUCCCUGAUAAAACUCAAGUUCCAAGCCGACUUCAAGAGUUUGUUGCUCUUGUCAAACGACAGUUCGAAAAGAAUGUAAAGAUCCUUCGAAGCGAUAAUGGCACAGAAUUCAUGUGUCUCACAAAAUACUUCCGGGAACAAGGCAUCAUACAUGAAACCUCCUGCGUGGGAACUCCACAACAGAACGGCCGUGUAGAACGAAAGCACCGACAUAUCCUGAAUGUAGCAAGAGCAUUACGUUUCCAAGCUGGCUUACCGAUAGAAUUUUGGGCCGAAUGUGCUCUAACAGCAUGAUAUCUCAUCAAUCGAACGCCGUCAAAACUCUUGCAUGAUAAGACGCCUUUUGAGAUGCUGUACCAAAGGCAACCAGCGUUUGAACAGCUCCGUGUUUUUGGGUGUUUAUGUUAUGCUCAUAAUCAAUAUCAUAAUGGUGACAAGUUUUCCUCUCGAAGCCGGCGCUGCAUAUUCAUUGGAUAUCCUUAUGGCAAGAAAGGUUAUCGACUUUAUGUCCUUGAAAAAGAAGAAUGUUUCACUUCUCGUGACGUCCUCUUUCAAGAAAACGUGUUCCCUUAUCAGGAAAAACAACCCGAAACACCUAUCUUACCUUCACAGCUCGAUUCACCCACGACCAUGAUUCUCGACGAACCUGAGAUACCUAUAUCUGAUAUACCUUCGACAUCAACUACUAUACCUCCAACAUCGACUACGACUACUACACCUUUGAUCUCUCCUGACACUCCUGUAACAACCUCAACUGAAACUACAACCGAACAAGAACUAGGGCGCGGCCAACGAACAAAGAAACCGUCGACACGUCUUACGGAUUUCGUUAUAAAUACAGUCUCUCUCACUCCUCUCACAGCCUUCGCUCCAACAACUUCCUCAGGUACGGUCUAUCCCAUCUCCGAUUUUUAUACGACUGCUCGUUUUUCUGAAUCCCACUGCAGCUACUUAACGGCUCUCUCACUCGCCGUGGAGCCCCGUUCAUUCAAAGAAGCAGUGCUUCUUGACGUCUGGAAGAAAGCAAUGCGGUGCGAAAUAGAUGCCUUAGAGUUGAAAAAAACUUGGGAAUUGGUUUCAUUACCUCCAGGCAAAACGGCCCUUGGCUGUAAGUGGGUAUUUCGAAUAAAACUAAAAGCAGAUGGAACUUUGGAAAGAUAUAAAGUGAGACUCGUCAUCCUUGGAAAUCAUCAAGUUGAGGGAAUCGAUUAUGGAGAGACUUUUGCCCCUAUUGCGAAGAUGACUACGGUUCGUAUUUUUCUCGAUAUUUCUGCGAAACAAAACUAUGAGGUCCAUCAGAUGGACGUCCACAAUGCGUUUCUUCAUGGAGACUUAGAGGAAGAAGUCUACAUGAAACUACCACCUGGUUUUCAAUCCGACUCUGAUAAUAGAGUGUGCCGCUUACGAAAAUCUCUUUACGGUCUUCGACAAGCUCCAAGAUGCUGGUUUGCUAAGCUUACUUUUGCACUACGGGCUUUCGGUUUCACUCAAUCUUGCAGUGAUUACUCGUUUUUCGUCUCCAUCAAAGAAAGCUCUACACUCCGAGUAC